Brachypodium distachyon (stiff brome) is the source of this 2685-nucleotide messenger RNA. RefSeq lists its product as uncharacterized. The transcript is spliced from 3 exons. Lineage: Eukaryota; Viridiplantae; Streptophyta; Magnoliopsida; Poales; Poaceae. The coding region runs from base 1 to 2685 and encodes 894 amino acids. The record is from RefSeq and is a predicted model, not a curated record.
AUGGAGCAGCGGGCCUCCCCGUAUAAGAGCUUUGAACAUAGAAGCUUCUAUGUCCCCAGUGCACUGGUGCCAACGAAGAAAUCCCUGCGUUUUGGGCCACCAUCGCCGGACAAGUGGCGACUAGGUCUGACUUCCGCUGCCGAGGACACGGCAAGGGAUCUUAUUCCUCUUGCUGCUGCUGACGAUGCUGAAGAAAGGACUGAAACAGACCCAAACAUCGCCGACGCUGUCCUGGGCAUGUCGAAGGCGGUCGAUAAUCUCUCGGUCCGGGAGGAGGAAGCACUGAAGGACACCGGGGUUGAUGACAACGACAUUGCUCGUCUGACUCUGGGACGGACUGGAGAAGAAGAGAAGACUGCAAGUGUACAGGAGAAGAACCCGACCGUGGAGAAACCUGUGGAUGGGCUGCUUCUGGAGAGGCAGCUAAGGGAGAAGCUGCUGAGGAAGAGAAAAGAACGUGCAGCUACACGUGCAGCUGGUGCCUUUCUGCAAGCGAAGGUAUCAAUCCUGGGAAAGAAGAGGGAGGGGGCUGAAAUUGGGAUGCAAUCACCGCAGCAGGAGGACGCUAAAGGGACGGAGAGCCAGGCUCUGGACAUUCCGCCUCCACAGGAGAACUCACGUGCUGUGAAAAAGACCAAGAUCACUGGAGAAGAAGAGGGAGGGCAGGAUAAAGAGAAAGUCCGCGGCUGCCUCCGUAAUCGUUUAGGUCUGUCGGGUUUUGCUGGUGUUGACAGUGUAGAGGCAACUCAGUGGAGAUUGUCAUGCAUCUAUGGCGAGCCAUGUACUGAGAACAGAGCGCAGGUCUGGGCAGAACUCUGCAAUAUGCACGGGCAAUCCAAUGUACCUUGGCUUGUCAUCGGUGAUUUCAAUGAGGCUCUUUCGCAGUGUGAACAUUUGUCAGUGAGCCUGCGACCUGAGGCUCAAAUGCGGGCGUUCAGAGAAACCCUCUAUAACUGUGGUUUGUUGGAUCUGGGCUACUCAGGUGUCCCCUACACCUAUAAUAACGGGAGAUCUGGCUCUAGAAAUGUUCAAGUUGGAUUGGACUGGGCUGUGGUUGACGAUGAAUGGAGUUGUAUGUUUGGCCAGGCAAAGAUUGAACACUUGACUUCUCCUUGUUCGGAUCAUAACCCGGUCCUUCUCUGUCUUCUGGAAGAUAUUCCUGGUGGGCCUAGGAUGAUAAAUCGACAGUAUGAACUAUUUUGGGAGAGAGCUGUGGAACUACUUGAGCUUGUCGCUGAAGCCUGGAAUGCUGCGCAAACGCAGGGUGACCUUGGGGCGAUCAUCACUGCCCUGGAAGGUGUCAUGCGUAAGCUGCAGGGGUGGAGCAAGGGGAAGUUCGGCAACAUUCUAAAAGUGCUGGAGACGGAAAGGAGUAAACUCAACCAACUGUGUGUGGACAAUGCAGACGCGAGGGAGAUUAGGAGGGUCAACGAUCGUAUUAAUGAACUGUUGUAUCAGGAAGAACUUCUUUGGAUGCAGCGUUCUCGUAUCGAUUGGAUUAAGGCCGGAGACCGCAAUACCAAGUUCUUCCAUCAGAAGGCGGUCUGGAGGGUGAAGAAAAAUAAAAUUGUGAGAUUAUGUGAUGCUAAUGAUAGUUGGGUCAAGGAUGCGCCCGCGCUUGAGAAGAUAACCAUUGAAUAUUUCCAGAACAUAUUUUCCAAGGAUGUGAAUCUGAGCCCGCACCCCAUCGUUGACAUUUUGGAGGAAAAAAUUUCAGAUGAGAUGAACAAUCAGCUUUGCCGGGAGUUUACGAGAGAGGAGAUUUUGGAUGCGUUGUUUCAAAUUGGACUGCUUAAAGCACCGGGCCUGGACGGCUUUCCAGCCCGUUUCUAUCAAAGGAAUUGGGUAGUGCUUAGGGAGGAUGUGAUCCAAGCUGUACUGGGUUUUUUCCGUUCGGGCCAUAUGACGGCGGGAGUGAACAACACUUCCAUAGUGUUAAUCCCAAAGGUGGCCCAGGCCAAAACGCUUAAGGAUUUCUGGCCCAUUUCGCUAUGCUCCGUGCUCUGUAAAAUAGUUGCAAAAUGUCUGGUGAACAGGAUGCGCCCCCUUCUGGAUGAGAUUGUUUCUGAAAACCAGAGCGCCUUUGUGCCUGGGAGACUUAUAACGGACAACGCCCUGGUCGCUUUUGCGUGCUUUCACUAUAUUGGGCAUAAUAAUAGUCCGACAAAUCAGUUCUGUGCGUAUAAGUUGGAUCUCUCAAAAGCUUAUGACAGGGUUGACUGGGAUUUUCUUCGUCUUACUCUUGAAAAGCUAGGCUUCGCUAAGCAGUGGGUGGAGUGGAUUAUGGUGUGCGUCACAACAGUGAAUUAUUCAGUUAAGUUUAAUGGUAAAUUGCUGGAAUCUUUCGCGCCUACUCGUGGUCUCAGACAAGGGGACCCGCUGUCGCCAUUCUUGUUCUUGUUCGUGGUCGAUGGCCUGUCAGCCUUGUUAAAGAGGGAGUCGGCGCUGAACAACAUUAGUCCCCUGAAAGUCUGUAGGCGCGCUCCUGGAGUUUCACACCUGCUUUUCACCGAUGAUACCCUUCUCUUCUUCAAGGCAGAGGAAGGCCAAGCGAGGAGAGUACAGCAAGUCCUGAACAGCUAUGCUUGCGGUACUGGGCAACUUAAUAAUGUUUCGAAGUGCUCCUUGUUGUUCGGCAAAGGGUGUGAUGAGGGCACAAUCCAGGAGAUUAAAACCAUUCUUUAG